Molecule: messenger RNA, 585 nt
Organism: Penicillium canariense
Lineage: Eukaryota; Fungi; Ascomycota; Eurotiomycetes; Eurotiales; Aspergillaceae
Exons: 1
Coding region: 1-585 (194 amino acids)
Source: RefSeq, a predicted model, not a curated record
AUGGAGUCUGAAAACUACGUAGAGCAUUUUCGUCAAAGCCGCGAAAACAUCCUGAACCGACUUGUGGACGCGAUCCAUAAACUGGAGGAGGUUCCAGCUUUUCACGCAUCGGUUGCUUACGAUAUCAGAUUGAUUGCUUCACUCUUCAAACUCAAUGUGCAAGGAAAUGGCCGACGAGCAGCCCAGCGUGAGGGAAGUGACGUCCCCUCCUGCUUUCAGCGUCGGUGCAAUCUGAUCACGUCAGCUCUCCUGGAACAAGCCGCGCUUCUCGAACCUCGAGCCUGUCUUGUAGACCAAUGUUGCCAAGCUCUGUAUUACAUCAGACUGCAAGUUGGGCGCCUUACUGUGGAAGGACACAGCAAUGUCGACUCCUACGUCGAGCUAAUGGAGUCCAUGGUGGACUCACGAAUCUCCGAAAUCCAAACUCGCCGCUGCUUGGCCGAUGAAGACUCCGAGGCUCUUCUGGGGCGAAUUGAAAUGUCUUUUCGAAUGAUGAACCGUGAGCAACCCGGCUGCAGCUGCAAUCAAUGCCGCAAGCGCCGAGUCGCGGCCGCUCCUGAGGAAAGCAUCCUCGUUUGUCCCUAA